AUGUCGUCGCUUCAAGUCAGAGGGCCGGACUUUUCGGUCACAAAGCAGAAAGCCAUUGAAGAUGCAAAGAAAAUGCAAAAAGUGGUUGCCGAGCAGUGCUCAAAAGUCGGAAAGGACCCUCCACAGUAUCGGCUUUCAGAGCUCAUUGGCAAAGGCAGUUUCGGUCGAGUCUACAAGGCCACCUCUCUAACAACGAAUCAGCUGGUUGCCGUCAAAAUCAUCGACAUUGAAGAGAGUGACACAGUUAACCCCAAGCUCGCCGAUACAUAUAGCGACUUGCUUAAGGAAAUUAGUGCCCUGCAACUGCUCAGCAACAGUGGCGCCAGGAACAUCAAUCAUGUUAUCGAUGCUCUGCCUGUCGGACAGUCCAUGUGGAUGAUUACAGAAUACUGCGCUGGAGGCAGCGUGGCUACCCUUAUGAAACCAACCUCACCGGGUGGCCUUCAGGAAAAAUGGAUUAUCCCCAUUUUGCGCGAAGUGGCCGAGGCUGUCUACUGGGUUCAUGGCCAGGGUAUCAUUCACAGAGACAUCAAGUGUGCCAAUAUCUUAGUCACGGAGGAGGGAAACGUCCAGCUUUGUGAUUUUGGAGUUGCUGGUGUUAUCGAAACCAAAUUUGACAAGCGCUCAACAGUCAUUGGCACACCCCAUUGGAUGGCCCCGGAACUGUUCGACCCUGCGGCUUCUUAUGGUACUGAGGUGGAUAUAUGGGCUUUUGGCGCCAUGGUCUACGAAAUUGCAUCGGGUCUACCACCAAGCGUAGCUGCAGGCAUGAUGGACUUCAACAGACUAGGCUCAUACCUCAAACAACACAUCCCUCGACUUGAUGGCGACCGAUAUUCCCAAGGGUUGAAAGACCUCGUGGCGUACUGCUUGGUUGAUGACCCUAAGAAACGCCCACCAAUUGAGCAAAUUCAGAGACACCGUUACAUAUCCAACACACAGGAUGCUUAUCCUGCUUCGAGUUUGGCACACUUGGUUAGAGGCUACAAGUUGUGGGAAGCUCAAGGCGGUGUUCGCAAGUCCCUCUUCUCCGCAGGAGGAGCCCAGGGGCCAUCUGACCUCGCUAACUUGGCCUUGGACAAUGAUGAGUGGAACUUCAGCACAACCGCUGCGUUCGAUCAACAGGUGCUCCAAACUGGCGACGCUCAAGCUGUGUUUGAUGUUUAUGGCUCUAACGUCGACUUCAAGCAUGAUGAGUUCGACGAUGCUUCUAGAACCCAAAAGCCAAAAUCACGUCGGCGUCCGCCACCUCACCUUCCUUCCGUCAAGGCACCAUUGGAAAAGCUAUUUGACCCAAAUACGAUAUCGAACUACGAGGACAACUCACGAGCAUAUUAUGGUCGUCCGUUUCCUCCGCCUACUGCCGAUUUCACCCCUCCACCCCCACCUCCUGCGUCGGAUUUACCGCUUAGAGACGACUCAUCUCAGUCUCCUGGAGUGAGAGAAUCCUUGAUUGAUCUUGACAUGUCCCUAGAUGGUAGCAACCUCUCCGAAUUUGUUGACCUGAACACAAUCAGAGCUGGAGAUCCUAGGGCAUCGACCGACUAUGACUUUGGAGAUGUCUCCUAUAAUAAACCACCACUUAGUGAUCCAGCAGAUAUGAUGAACAACAACCGCAGGACACGAGAUUGGAAGUUCCCUUCCAUGGCCCCUCCCGCGUCAGCAAACCCGGAAAUGUUCAGAUUUCCAUUCAACGAUGACCAAGGGCCAAGUACCAGCCGCCUGAUCCACCCUCCGACAGAGCCAAUCCAGCCUUCGGCGCAGUUCAACGACCUUGCGGUUCCCUCCCCAGUCAACAACCGAGCGUCGUCAGGCAGUCUCAUUGAUUUGGACAUGGGUCUAGCUGAUCCCGUUCCUAUGAGCGACUAUACAAGGCCGUCCACAUCACACUCGGAUGUAGGAUCAUUGGCUGGCUCGGAAUUAGGAGGGGCCGAUCCUUUCCAGCUAGAAAAGCACGCCUCUCUUUACCUUAUGCCCAACAGUAUACGAGAACCAUCCAUCUAUGUAUCUGAUGAUUCUGAGUUUGCAAAUGCCGUUGCAGACCUUUCGCUGAAUAACACCCAGCGACAUGAUCCUCAGAUGUCCUACCAGCAAACACAGGUUCCACUGUAUCAACCCCAGGGACAACCCCAAUCUUCCCAGACCAACGGGAGCAUCUCGAGUGAAAGGCCCUACUCCCUCAGCGAGUUCGCCGAUACUGACCCUGAAUCUUUUACUCAAACGCUUGCCGCCCCUGAACUUCAACCUCCUCCACUUCAGCCUCAAUUAGAUCAGUCACCGGUUCGGGAUGACUACCCUCGAUCUUAUCAACAACAUCCAUCCCUCCCACCUGCACCCACUGCACCCUCACCCCAAGUUAUGGAAGGCCAGGCCUCAUCAGAACAUGUCAAGGAGGAGCUUCGACGCAUGGCCAUGAGCCUAAGUGAUCAUCUCAGCCAUGCGAAUACAUAUUUGUCAGGUCUUCCACUUCGAAGAGCGAGCACAACGAGGAUGGAGUCUAUUGAGACCCCUUGA
Messenger RNA from Fusarium subglutinans, 2514 nucleotides. Its product is annotated as STE STE20 YSK kinase. The record is from RefSeq and is a predicted model, not a curated record. Gene Ontology annotation, molecular function: ATP binding; protein kinase activity. Lineage: Eukaryota; Fungi; Ascomycota; Sordariomycetes; Hypocreales; Nectriaceae. Gene Ontology annotation, biological process: protein phosphorylation. The transcript has a single exon. Bases 1 to 2514 code for a protein of 837 amino acids.